ACACUUGCUCGUUAAGCAAACCCUAAACAUCCUUUGAAUUCAUGUUUUCCUGUUGAAUGAGUGGUCUUCAUUAGGAAAAGUUCUGAUUUAUACGAGAUUCUGUUGACUCUGUUUGCAGUUCAAGAAUUUGCUACUAUCGGUAUACGGAUUUUGAGUUCAAGAAUUUGCUGGUUUGCUACUAUUUGUAGCUGAUUUUGAGCCCACGAUAUGGGUUUGUUAUCAUCGAGUUCAUCAGAUCCGGAGGCUGAGUUUGUGGAUCAGAUCGCCUUAUUUACCGCCCUCCUAUGCGCUUGCAUAGUUAUCGGUCAUCUUCUUGAAAAAAGCCGGUGGAUUAAUCAGUCAAUAACUUCCCUUCUGAUUGGCCUAGGCACAGGAUGUGUUAUUCUACUAACUUCUGGUGGUAAAAGCUCUCGGAUAUUGGAGUUCCAACAAGAGUUUUUUUUUAUGUAUCUUCUUCCACCAAUAAUAUUCAAUGCUGGGUUUCAAGUGAAAAAGAAGCAAUUUUUCCGCAAUUUCAUGACCAUUGUGUCGUAUGGAGCUAUUGGUACUUUGAUAUCGUUCGCCAUCAUAUCUUAUGGUGCAACACGCUUGUUCCCUAAACUCGACAUUGGUUACCUCGAGAUCAAAGAUUAUCUUGCACUCGGAGCCAUAUUUUCUGCAACAGAUUCGGUUUGCGUUUUGCAGGUGCUUAAUCAAGACGAGACACCACUAUUAUACAGUUUGGUGUUUGGGGAGGGAGUGGUGAAUGAUGCCACAUCCGUGGUACUUUUUAAUGCAGUCAUGAAUUUUGAUCUAUCCGACAUGAACACAGCUGUUGCCUACAAAUUUGCCGGCAAUUUCUUGUCGUUGUUCUUCUUUAGCACCUUGUUGGGAGUUUUUGUUGGACUUCUAUGUGCGUUCAUCAUUAGAACGUUAUACUUUGGAAGGCAUUCAACCGAUCGUGAAAUAGCUCUCAUGAUACUAAUGGCUUACCUUUCAUACAUUACAGCCGAAGUGUUUAAAUUAAGUGGAAUCCUUACAGUAUUCUUUUGUGGGAUCUUGAUGUCGCAUUAUGCUUGGCAUAACGUCACUUUAAAAUCACAAGUGACUACAAGGCAUACUUUUGCAACAAUGUCAUUUAUUGCCGAAGUGUUUAUCUUCCUAUAUGUCGGUAUGGACUCGUUGGAUGUUGAAAAAUGGCGGUUUGUAGACAACACUCCUGGAAAAUCCAUUGGGGCGAGUGCUACGCUGCUCGGGCUGAUUAUGGUUGGAAGAGCGGCUUUUGUACUCCCUCUUUCAUAUUUAUCGAAUUUAACCCGGAAGGAAAGGCAUGAAAAGGUCGGGUUUAAGCAGCAGGUUACGGUUUGGUGGGCUGGUCUAAUGCGCGGUGCCGUCUCCGUUGCACUUGCUUAUAAGAAGUUUACUGGAUCUGGUCAAACCGUACAGCCUGCAAAUGCUCUCUUGAUCACCAGUACCAUUACUAUUGUUCUUUUCAGUACAGUGGUAUUUGGGUUGUUGACUAAGCCGUUUCUAAGGAUGUUGCUACCUCACCCUCCGGAGGAAACUGAACCGUCGAGCCCGAGGUCGUUGGCGAUCCCGCUUCUCGGGAACGGAGGUGAUCUCGAUGCCGAAAGGGGAAAUCUCAGAACGUUACCAACGACAUCGAGUCUAAAGAUGCUGCUAAAUAGUCCUACAAACACAGUUCACCACUACUGGCGGAGGUUCGAUGAUUCGGUUAUGCGACCGAUUUUCGGUGGUCGAGGAUUCGUGUCUUAUGCCACGGGAACCCGUGAUAUGGAUGUCAUUCAUUGAGUUAGGUUAGGAUUGUUCUUGUACAUAAUAGUAGGUAUCCCUUUAAUAAUAAACUUGGAAUUUUAUUAUGAUUCGCGUUUGGCCUUUUCUCGAGUCCAAAGGCGCUUAAACGUACAAAAACAACCUUUUACGUCUGGCAUUGGCUUCAAGCGAUUGGAGUCGAGACCAGGCUUAGCUUUUGCCUGAUUUGAUAGA
This is a messenger RNA of Cynara cardunculus var. scolymus (artichoke), 1986 nucleotides long. RefSeq names its product sodium/hydrogen exchanger 2-like. The coding region runs from base 208 to 1791 and encodes 527 amino acids. NCBI's taxonomy places the organism in Eukaryota, Viridiplantae, Streptophyta, Magnoliopsida, Asterales, Asteraceae. Gene Ontology annotation, molecular function: sodium:proton antiporter activity. The record is from RefSeq and is a predicted model, not a curated record. The transcript has 15 exons. Gene Ontology annotation, biological process: sodium ion transport; regulation of pH; proton transmembrane transport. Gene Ontology annotation, cellular component: membrane.